AUGUCUUAUCCGUCCAUCUCGCUUGGUCUUCAAUCGGCGUCGGGAUACCUUUUUGGAGACGAGCUUUCCUCACAUUCUUUCAUCGACCCUAACAGCUACUAUGCCACAAUACCAGCUCAUGGCCAAUACAUGGGAACGCCUCCCUGGCCUCCCGGCUACGGUUGCGUCCCUCGUUCAGUUGAAGGAAUCGAUUCGAGCCACGAUGGCACGUUGGAUUCUGCCAUUAGAAGACCGUUAGAACUUCUCACGGAACGGUAUCCAGAUUUUGCUUGUUCGCCAGAAUUGCCUUAUCAGCAAUCUCAAAUGUUUUUCGAACCCAGGACGAUCAUGGAAGGCACCCAUUUAGAACGUGGCCGAGCUGCAUUUGAAAACCUCCAGAUAGAGGAGCCGAAGGAUGAUCAAUAUCUACUGGGCUCUCCAGAAGAGUUUCGGUCACGAAGUUGCCUUGAUAAAAACGAUAGUCUUCCUCAAAUGGGUCUGACUCCGCUGGAUCAAGGAGAGCGAAACCCAUUGGAUGGUGGAGAAGAGAAUGAGAGUGACGGAGCAGCAACCUCCAACGAUACACCCUAUGCGCAACUCAUUUUCAGAGCAUUGAUGGAGACACAAGGACACCGUAUGGUGCUUACGGACAUUUACGAUUGGUUUGAGAAGAAUACGGAUAAAGCGAAGAGCACAACAUGCAAGAGCAAAACCGGCUGGAAGAAUAGUAUAAGACAUAACCUGUCCAUGAACCCUGCAUUUCGAAAGGAGCCGCUAAAGGAACCAUUUUCUGAUGGCAAAAAGCGGUAUAUUUGGUGCCUUGAUCAACAUGCCAUUGAUAAAGGCCAGGUUUCGCCCACAACAAGGUUUCGGAAGCAUGUAGCAACUAAGAAAGCCACCCGAUCAGGCCACCCUUCACCGCGACGGCAACGCCCUGGGCAUAAGGGAGGUAAAUCUGCUUUGACAGCAGCAAAGCAGCGUCGGCCGGUCAAUAAGAGAGAGAGGGCGCAAGAGAACCGAAAGAAUGACCGAGCUGAUGAGCACGCCUUUAUCUAUCCAGAAUCAAAUCUCAGCGCGCUUGUCUCCUCUUUCCAUUCGCCUCAGCUCGUACAGGACCCACUACAUGGCAAUAUUCGUGAUUCAGAUUUUAAGCUGCCAUCACGCCGGCCGGUUCAUCACAGGAAGCCCGAAACACCUCCGUACGGACUUGACGAUAUAGUUGGCUGCACUCCUACUCUGCCAGAGGAGCCUCUCUUCUACGACAGCCCAGACACAGCGACGAGAUCUUGUUCGGCGGAAUACGAUCUCAGGGGGCUAUCACCUGGUUCUUCUUUUCUACGAUUGUUCGACUGA
Xylona heveae TC161 is the source of this 1332-nucleotide messenger RNA. RefSeq lists its product as hypothetical. The transcript is spliced from 2 exons. The record is from RefSeq and is a predicted model, not a curated record. Gene Ontology annotation, biological process: regulation of transcription by RNA polymerase II. Bases 1 to 1332 code for a protein of 443 amino acids. Lineage: Eukaryota; Fungi; Ascomycota; Xylonomycetes; Xylonales; Xylonaceae. Gene Ontology annotation, molecular function: DNA-binding transcription factor activity, RNA polymerase II-specific; RNA polymerase II cis-regulatory region sequence-specific DNA binding. Gene Ontology annotation, cellular component: nucleus.